Molecule: messenger RNA, 2446 nt
Organism: Nylanderia fulva
Lineage: Eukaryota; Metazoa; Arthropoda; Insecta; Hymenoptera; Formicidae
Product: ATP-binding cassette sub-family B member 10, mitochondrial
Biological process (GO): oligopeptide export from mitochondrion
Cellular component (GO): mitochondrial inner membrane
Molecular function (GO): ABC-type oligopeptide transporter activity; ATP binding; ATP hydrolysis activity
Source: RefSeq, a predicted model, not a curated record
CGUGACGUCAUGAAAUUUUAUAAUCGUCGAGCACUUGAGCGAAAUUUUGCGUAAAUUAAUUUUAUGUUAAUCUUUCCAAUUAUCACUUUUCGCAUGAAUUUCGCAUGAUGAGCUUUUCGCAUUCAUCAACAUUGGACAUAUUCAAAGUGUAUAAUUGUUAGCCUGGAGCGAAGGCCGAUUCUUGCGAGAGGAUUACUGUUAACGAUUGCUUAUUCAUUAUUCACGAAAUUUGCAUGUCGCACAGCGUGAUAAUCAAAUUACGUAUAGUAUGACGCUUCUCUGGAAAUUGAUGAUUAAUCCUGGUAUGCUGCGAAAAUCAGGAUGCUGCGGUAUCAAUGUAUCGAGGAAAUACUUGUUCGGUUCUUGCUUAACGAGACACCAAAAUAUCAGGAUAUCGAGGAAAGGACGUGUAUUUAUCGAAUUGAGACGUUAUACGUCUAACGCCAUCGGAUCUGACACUUCAAUAUCCAUCGUACGCUCAGUGAAGACGAAAAAAAGCUCGGAAUUGAAGAACCUAAUCUUGCUGGCCGCACCUGAAAAAUGGACCCUGAUGAAGGCCAUCGCAUUUCUACUCGUGUCUUCCAGUGUAACCAUGGCUGUCCCGUUUUGUUUUGGCAAAGUGAUAGAUGUCAUCAACACCAUGGAAAAAACAAACAUGAAAGAACAGCUGAAUCAGCUGACGUUUGCUCUCUUUGUAGUAUUUCUCAUAGGUGGGCUGAGCAAUUUUAGCAGAGUCUACUUGAUGUCUAAAGCAGGACAUAGAAUUACGCAGUCUCUGAGGAAAAAGGCGUAUGCUGCAAUUUUACAACAGGAAACUGCAAUGUUUGACAAGGAAAGUACAGGGGAACUAGUCGGCAGGUUAAGUGGAGAUACGCAACUUAUUAGCUCUGCUGUUACAUCUAAUGUAUCAGAUGGCUUGCGCUCUGCUAUUAUGACUAUCGCAGGAGUUUCUAUGAUGUUUUAUGUGUCACCGUCACUUGCUCUACUUGGCCUAGCUAUAGUACCGCCUGUUGUAAUUGUCGCUGCCAUUUUUGGACGUGUCUUGAGAAGAAUAGCCAAGGAUCUGCAGAGCAGUUUUGCGGUGCUCAACGCGACUGCGGAGGAAAGAAUUAGUAAUAUAAGAACUGUUAAAGCAUUUGCACAAGAGAACCGCGAAAUUGACAGAUAUGGCACUAAGCUGCAAGAGGUUUUAAAAAUGUGUUACAAGGAGAGCUUAUAUAGAGGAAUGUUUUUCGGCAUGACUGGUCUUUCUGGGAAUGCUAUUGUUCUUUCUGUCCUUUACAAUGGAGUAUUUAUGGUCUCAAAUUCCGAAAUAACAAUUGGAAGCUUAAGCGCCUUUUUGCUAUAUGCAGGAUACGUUGGAAUAUCUUUAAAUGGAUUAUCAUCAGCUUACAGUGAGUUAAACAAGGCUCUAGGAGCGAAUGCUCGUCUGUUCGAAUUGAUCAAUCGACAGCCGCUUAUUCCUAUCCAGGGUGGACAAAUAUUAGAGAAGGAAUUGUCGGGCAAUGUGACGUUUCAAAACGUUUUCUUUGCUUAUCCAACACGAGAAACGAUACACGUAUUGAAAGGCUUUAAUUUAAAUAUAGACAAAAGUUCUAUGACAGCUAUCGUCGGUGCCUCAGGUUCUGGAAAAUCUACCGUAGCAUCACUCUUAUUAAGACUGUACGAUCCUACAAAGGGAUCGAUACUCUUAGAUAAUUACGAUCUCUGUCUACUCGAUCCUAUAUGGGUAAAAUCACAAAUUAGCAUUGUAUCCCAAGAACCAAUUCUUUUUAGCGGCUCGAUAAGGGACAAUAUAUUAUAUGGGACGGAAUCUGCGACGGAUUCCGACGUAGAGGAAGCCGCCAAACAAGCACAUGUGUUACAAUUCACGGAAAAAAUGACAGAUGGAUUAAAUACAAUAGUCGGAGAAAGGGGUAUUACUCUUAGUGGUGGACAACGUCAGAGAGUCGCCAUUGCCAGAGCAUUAAUAAAGAAACCAAGAAUUUUAAUAUUGGACGAAGCGACUAGUGCCUUAGAUGCGGAAAGCGAAUAUUUCGUUCAGGAGGCAUUAGAACGUGCUAUCCGUGGCAGAACGGUAAUAACGAUUGCUCACAGGCUUAGUACAAUAAAAAACGCCGAUAAAAUCGUGGUACUCGACGGAGGACAAGUUGCGGAAACCGGCACUUAUGUCGAAUUAAUGAACCUGGAGCAUGGUUAUUUCAAAAAGCUGGUAAAACAUCAAACAUUUGCAUAGAUAGAUGUACAGAAAUCACUAAUUAUUCCUUGAUUUAUUAUAAUGUUCUUUUUAUGUACGGUGUCUGUCAGUGUAUUAUAUGUACAUAUAUAUAUACAUAUGUAUAUUUAUCUAAUUCAAAUGUCUAAAAUUAAAGUUUUAUAAUAUUAGCAUAUUUUUUGGCGAUAGUAUAUCAUUAAGAUGGAAUAAAAAUAGGGGAGUGCAAUAUUA